CUCUCCUCUCCUCUCCCUCCCCUCGGCCAAUUGCUGGGUCUAACAUCGAUCUCCCUUGCGCCUCCUUUCUCUCUCUCCCGUCGGGCCCAUUUCCUGCCGUAUGUGAUUCGACCACCACAGCUGGGGAUCGCUUCAACCGGCCGAUUCCCUCUCUGUCCUUAUUGAUCCUCCACCCGGCAAACAACGGCCCAGGCAGACAAAUACCGACGGCGUCGCCUGAUCGACCGACUACCUUUCGUAUAUAUAUGCUUGUUGCGCAGGGUUAAAGGCUUGCACGUCGCGCCUUUUCCGCACCGUUUUCGUGGGUCUAGACCGGACCAUCCUUCGGAAUUCCGGUGUCCGCUUGUGGACCAACCGUUCGGUCGAAAUCGAGGAACAUAACGUAGUUUGGGGGCGGACACGAUGCGAGACGGUGGCCUAGGAAAGUUACAAAGAAGGAUGCGGAGGUUUGGCGAUACAUUGAACCCGGACGAUGCAUAUCUAAGCUAUCAUGAUGUUCGAUUAACAAGAGGGGACAUGCAGUCGCUGAAGAAUGACUGGCUCACUGACAAUAUCAUCUCCUUCUGGGAGGAAUAUCUUGAGCAUGAAUUCCUCACUCAAUACAAGUCCUCAAACAUCGUCCUCCUACGGCCGAGUAUGUCGUUCAUGAUCCUUCAAACGCCAAACCCUCAUUCUCUGCGUGAAGCUCUCCCUGACUUCUCGCGUACCACGCACGUGUUCCUCCCCAUCAACGAUUGUCGCAAUGUGACCGAAGCCGAGGGAGGCACGCAUUGGUCGUUGCUAUUGAUCUCGAUUGUGGACGGGAUAGCAUUUCACUAUGAUUCACUUCCGCCAGGUAACUUCUGGGAGGCGCGGACAGUGACGAUGAAAUUCGGGGCUCUACUGGGCCGACCGAUACGAUACGUCCAUUUGGAGGACUCGCCUGUGCAGGAGAAUGGCAGCGACUGCGGUGUUUUUGUGUGCUUGAGCAUGCGUCAUCUGCUGCUGAAGCGACUGCUCACAGCCAACGCCAACGAGAAAGUCAGCAUGAGUCUUGGCGGGCGGAAAGUUGAUGCUCGUUCGGGGCGGAAGGAAAUCGCCAAGAUUAUUGAAGGCUUUCGCAAGGAGGGCGAACGGCGGAGAUCAGCCAGCUUAAGCCCGCUGGGCAAGAAAUCGACCAGUCCUCCGCGGAUCGAAUAAUAUCAUCAUCCGACAAGUUGGCGGCGUCAGAAGGUUUGUACAUUGCAGUUGAUACCAGGUCAUGAUAUGCAUACGCCAGGUCGUACUGGCCCUAAGCUUUGGCUACAUUUGCUUUGGUUCUUUGAUUCCUUGGUUGCUUGCUUAUAAUUAUCGUUGGUGCUCAUUGGUUACUGUGAGGGCAUUUUUAUGGGCUAAUGAGUGAUGCCAGGCAUUCUUUCUGUCUUGCAUUCAGCACUGUUGAUUGGUUUCGGAGAUUCAUAUUUUUAUGCUGGCUUGGACUAGCCUGUACUUAAUUAUUUGUCGGACAUAUAGGUGUGGAAUACAUCCACUCUUCAUGGUUAUA
Molecule: messenger RNA, 1522 nt
Organism: Aspergillus ibericus CBS 121593
Lineage: Eukaryota; Fungi; Ascomycota; Eurotiomycetes; Eurotiales; Aspergillaceae
Product: Ulp1 protease family protein
Exons: 7
Coding region: 403-1179 (258 amino acids)
Biological process (GO): proteolysis
Molecular function (GO): cysteine-type peptidase activity; deNEDDylase activity
Source: RefSeq, a predicted model, not a curated record